AUGGGGAGGAAUGACGGAGAAGAAGUCGGAAUUAGAGGUGGCGAAGGCAUAACCGCAGCAAGCAGUCUCGCCGGCGACAGUGUUACCGGCGGUGGAGGAGAAGCGAGGAGGAGGAAGAGGAGAUCGGGUUUGGGGUUUUUCAGGAGGCUGAAGUUGGACAAGGAGUCGCUUCGGUGGAGGUGGAAGUUCUUGACCUCUGCUUUCAAGUGGAAGCGCGUCAAUUUGCAGAUAUCGCUCGUCGACGACGUCCUCUUCAAGAUCGCAUCUGUUCUCGAGGCGAUUGUGUUGGUGGCCACCUUGUCUUUCUUCUACCUCUGUUGCGGCUGCCACUUUUGA
Messenger RNA from Linum tenue, 336 nucleotides. The record is from the annotation of a GenBank genome assembly. NCBI's taxonomy places the organism in Eukaryota, Viridiplantae, Streptophyta, Magnoliopsida, Malpighiales, Linaceae.